GAAAAUGGAAAACGAGGAAUAACAUUCAAGACUUUGUAACAAACGUGGCCAGCUUAACAAGAAUUUCUUUUUUUGCAUUUGUUUUUUGUUAUAAACACUUUCUGUUUCAGAUUCACUCGUUUUUACGCUUGCUUUGUCAUAUCUUCUAGUUACACAAUCAAACCCUCAUGUAUAUUUAUUCACAUUCAACUUUUCUUCGUUCAACAAAAUCAAACCAAACAAGACUCUAAUUCAUUUCAUUUCAUCUCCACCCUCGAGGAAAAAGUUAUCACCACAUCAGAGAUAUGACAAUUGGAUUCAUGGAGGUUCAUCUUCUCAAAGCAAAGGGUCUCCAAGAAUCUGAUAUCUUUGCUCGCAUGGAUCCGUAUGUCAUGUUACAAUACAAAAAUCAAGAGAAAAAGAGCAACGUUGUUCAUGAGGGAGGUAGCAAUCUUGAAUGGAAUGAGAAAUUUGUAUUCAGAGUAGAAUACCCCGGAUCAGGUGACCAAUACAAGCUCAACCUUAAAAUCAUGGACAGAGAUGUUUUUACUGCCGAUGAUUUUGUCGGCCAGGCCAUAAUCUAUGUAAAAGAUUUAUUAGCGGAAGGAGUUGAGAAAGGAUCGGCUAUACUUCGUCCUCGCAAGUAUAGUGUCGUUCGAGCGGACAAUUCUUAUUGCGGUGAGAUUGAAGUUGGUAUAAAUUUCACUAGAAAGGAAGAGGAUAGUACUGACGGCGAAUACGGAGGAUGGAAGGAUAGUGAGUAUUAGUUCAUUGUGCAUCUGAGGUAGGAUUUGGAAUGGAAGAUGAAGAUGAAGAUGAAGAUGAAGACAACUUAGUACUUUCUGUAUACAUUUGAAUUAAUGUGUAUAGAAAUGAUGAAAGCACUUGAAAUUUAAUUGAGAUUGUUUUUAAUGAGUUUCUUCAUACAAUGUGUAAUCAUGAAAUGAAUUAAUCAUAUGAGCAUUAUUGAAGUUUUGGAUUUA
Lathyrus oleraceus (garden pea) is the source of this 962-nucleotide messenger RNA. RefSeq names its product 16 kDa phloem protein 1. Lineage: Eukaryota; Viridiplantae; Streptophyta; Magnoliopsida; Fabales; Fabaceae. The coding region runs from base 285 to 746 and encodes 153 amino acids. The transcript is spliced from 5 exons. The record is from RefSeq and is a predicted model, not a curated record.